AUGGCUGAGGACCCGGGGCAGCCGUGCUGGGCCCAGGUCCCGGCGUGUGACCGUCCACAGGGGGACCCCGCGGUGGUGCCGCACGGAGGAGACCCAGGUCCUGACAUGCACUCAGGUCCAGAGCCCACGGGCCCGGGGCUGCUGAUGACCCGCAGUGACGGGUCCGUGGGGGCCCCUGAUCCAGCCCACCCACAAGGGUCCAUUCUGGGGCUCCUCCCGGACCUGCUGGGCAAGGAGCACCCGGAGCUGCCAAGGUCACUAGGCACAGAGGCUGGCAGGGGCGUGACCGUGGGCAGCAGAGCCCAGGGACGGGGGGAGCGUGCCCUGCCCCCUGCAGCUCCCCUGACGCCCCGGGAGCUCGGAUCAGGCGACAAGCGUGACAUACCGUGCCAGACCCACAGGAGAUGGAGAACAGCAGCUCGGAAUCCAGGACUCAGCCCCUCGAGGUGGGGAGGGGCAGGGGUCCCCGGGGCCUGCAGGGUCCCUCUCCUGCGGGUGACCGCUUGGCUCGCGGCCAUCUGGCGUCUGUGGCUCCGCCCCAGCUCGUCCCCCCGCACUCCGGCCCCGGGCCCUUCAGCCAUCCGCACGGCUCCUGCCGCCUCGCCUCGCCCUGACCAGGUGCCUCCCCACGGACCCACCUUCGGACGAUUCCGGGGCGCGCGCGCUGCUGCGGGGGCGCGGCCACGGGGACGGCCCCUGCCCUGCCGACUCGUGAGCUCGGAUUGGCGACCCCUGCCCGGCACGCCCCUGACCUGCCCCAGCCAGCUCCUACGUCCCGACCCCCGCCUCUUGCUCCCCCAACCUAGCCCCGCGACCCCCACCCGGCGCGCCCCCCACCUGCCCCGCGACCCCCGCCCGGUGCGGCUCCCGGACCCCACUCGCCGCACCGUGCGCCUCGCUCAAGUCCCCGCACCCAUUCCGCUGGCCUCCUCCCGGGCCGCGCGCUCCGCAGCCCCCUGA
This is a messenger RNA of Rangifer tarandus platyrhynchus (Svalbard reindeer), 960 nucleotides long. The record is from the annotation of a GenBank genome assembly. NCBI's taxonomy places the organism in Eukaryota, Metazoa, Chordata, Mammalia, Artiodactyla, Cervidae.